This is a messenger RNA of Bemisia tabaci, 1626 nucleotides long. RefSeq names its product phosphatidate cytidylyltransferase, mitochondrial. NCBI's taxonomy places the organism in Eukaryota, Metazoa, Arthropoda, Insecta, Hemiptera, Aleyrodidae. Gene Ontology annotation, biological process: cardiolipin biosynthetic process; CDP-diacylglycerol biosynthetic process. Gene Ontology annotation, molecular function: phosphatidate cytidylyltransferase activity. The record is from RefSeq and is a predicted model, not a curated record. Gene Ontology annotation, cellular component: mitochondrion.
AAUGAAUGUUUUGAUAAAACCGAAAGUUUCGGAUGUUGUCUCCGUUUUUUACUUUUGUGAACAGGAAAAUUCGUUUGUGAUACGCAGUACCAAAGUGAGGAACUAUCGGAAGGAUCUCUUUAUUCAAUCAGUUGUAACCGCUCUUGUUUUAUUUCAAUCUUUUCCAUGGGAGUAUUGAUUAACAGUUCGCAGCAUCUGUGAUAACACUCUAGUGAUAACAACAGUAACUGAACAUAUCACUCUUGACAUUAUUUCUUUUUAUCUAAGUGUCUCUUCGCGUCUGUAAUGGCCGCACGGACAAGUAAAGUCUUAUUAGAUCUCCCCAAAGUGUACAACAGUGUCCUUGCCAAGUUCGACAAGAAUCUAAUCAAGUAUGGUUUUGCGUAUGGCUCUGCUGUUUUCAAACAAGAUGGAACAAAGAUUGCUCGUAAACCCAUGGUAGAUAUAAUUUUCGUGGUUAAUGAUAGCCUCAAAUUCCAUGAAACCAACUUACGCUUGAAUUCAAGUCACUACUCAUUCCUCAAAUCUUUCGGCCCCGGCGUUAUCUCCAAGGUGCAAGAUAACUGGAGUGCAAAAGUCUAUUUCAAUACUCUGAUACCGUUACAGGAAUAUAAUGCUUUCUUCAAAUAUGGUAUCAUUUCACAGAAUAACCUUAUUGACGAUCUUGCGAACUGGAAUGAAUUGUAUUUAGCUGGUCGACUCCACAAGCCAGUCCAGGAAUUAUAUGUUAGCAAUGACAAAUCUCUUUCUAAAGCAUUAGCACAAAAUUUAGAAUUCGCUGUCCAUGCAGCCCUACUGUUACUUCCUGAUUCAUUCACAGAUAUUGAUCUUUACUCUACUAUCAGCAAUAUAUCCUACAAUGGAGACUUCCGGAUGCUGAUUGGUGAAGACAAGCGAAAAGUACAAAAUAUCGUCAUUCCGCAGAUUGAAAAAUUUCACGAUCUGUAUUUUCCUACUCUAGUCAAAUUAAAAGACUUUAUCUACAUGCCUGAAACCAACCACCCAAGGAGGUGCUCGCAAGAUACCUCUGCACUUGCUUCCUUGCACCAUCUGCUCAACCUGCCAAUACCAAUCCAGCGUGAAAUCGCGUAUCAGUGGAAUUUGAUACUGGUGUCAACUCAAGAUACUGAAGAAGCCCUAUGUUCUUUAGCCAGUGAUCCUCGAAGAGAAAAAAUUGUGCAAUCAGUGUUUAAAAGGAUAGUGAUCAAUUCCAGCAUCAAGCAGAGUCUCAAGGGCAUCCUGACAGCAGGACUCCUGAAGUCUGUCCAUUAUAGUGGUCUGAAAUUGAUGAAAAUGUUUAAAUCACUUAAAAAGCCGACCAAUACCUCAUCAUGAUUUUUUGCAACAACAUCCUUAUUAUUCUAGUCUCGUUACUCUUUUUAAAGUUUUUUAAAGAUCAUUUAAAUUUUCUAUUUUUUAAAUCUUAAUGCUGCAUCGGACACAAUUAAUAUUAAGUCUUUUCCCUUCGUUUCCAUCUUUUACAUCAAAUUUUCAAAACUUUUAAACUGUAGUGAUUUCUAUUCUUUAAAUAAGGAAAUUCAUAAUUAUUUAGUUUUGGAUCCUUUCUACUCGAGUAUAUUUUUUUCCUUUAACUCGUCAAACUCUAUCACCAUUAAGUAUCAAAAA